AUGGACACCUCCAUCCCUGAUGAUCCUGCCCUUGUAUCUGAUAAUGCUAUCCCUUUUCUCUAUAAUCUUCAACAAGCUCGCAAUAGUGCUGAUGCUCGUGUGACUGCUAACAACAAGAACUUUGAAAAAAAUAUAUACAAGCUCACAACUAUGGAAGGUGUCUCUUAUACUUCAUGGGUUUAUGCUGAACAUCUUAAAAUUGUCAAGUCUGAUAAUUUUGACCAUACCUGGUAUCAUCCAACCCCUGUCCAUGCCCAAAUGCGUCAAGAUCUUGCCACGGAUUCUUUUUCUGCCUUGCUGUUUUCUCUUGUGGAUACAUCUAUGGCCAAUGCUCAUCUUGAUUGGAGUACUGAGGAUUGGGAAAAGAUUAUUUGGACUGAUGAGAAACGAUUCCAACUUUUUGGUCAUAAUGGCUGCAAGAGAGUUCUCCACAAGAACAAUGCUGGUCUUCGUACUACAUGUAUCUCUCCAACCAUGAAGUUUGGAGGUGCGAAUGGCAAGAAGCAUGUUGAAGUAUUAGAAGAGGCAUAUCCUCCUUCUCCCUCAGCCUUCCAGCAGAAAACUGGUUGGAGUGACUUGGUACUCCAAGAAGACAGUGCCAAGGCACACACAAGCAAUAUUGCUGUAAAUUGGAAGAAUCAGCAUAAGCUCAAAGUUUUGGCUGAUUGGCCUCCUCAAAGCCCAGAUCUUAAUCCCAUUGAGCAUCUAUGGGAUUAUGUUAGCAAAAGAGUCUGGUAA
Phycomyces blakesleeanus NRRL 1555(-) is the source of this 738-nucleotide messenger RNA. RefSeq lists its product as hypothetical. The transcript has 4 exons. Gene Ontology annotation, molecular function: nucleic acid binding. The record is from RefSeq and is a predicted model, not a curated record. Bases 1 to 738 code for a protein of 245 amino acids. Lineage: Eukaryota; Fungi; Mucoromycota; Mucoromycetes; Mucorales; Phycomycetaceae.